Ostrinia furnacalis (Asian corn borer) is the source of this 1533-nucleotide messenger RNA. RefSeq names its product von Hippel-Lindau protein (gene Vhl). The coding region runs from base 16 to 522 and encodes 168 amino acids. Lineage: Eukaryota; Metazoa; Arthropoda; Insecta; Lepidoptera; Crambidae. The record is from RefSeq and is a predicted model, not a curated record. The transcript has a single exon.
AAUCCAGAUUUUAAAAUGGCAGGUAACGAUGAAGACAUUCACCACUUUUACGAGACGAACGAACGCGGCGAGCGUGUCAUGGUGCGCUCGACGGCUUCCGAGCAAGCUAUUUACAUACGUUUCGUAAAUAGCGUGUCGCGCCCGGUAGACAUCUGGUGGAUCGAUUUCCAAGGCCUCCGUCGUCAUUAUGUGCGGAUGCAGCCACGCACAUAUUUCAACGUGGACACCUACGUCACUCAUCCCUGGGAGUUCACCGAUCCGACGACUAACGAGAACUACGUAAUCCACAACAAGAGGUUCUUCAGAGCUCCCAGCUGCCUGGCGGGGGUGCAGCACCGGACCAACUGGUUUGUUUGCGUCCAGGUAAGGUCCCUACGGAAAACUGCUCUAUUGUUUUUGGCUCAGCACUUAAAAUGUCCUACGCGGGUGCCCGCCCUUGGCUUGCCCCGCGAGCUGUCCCGAGACUUAGAGGGCCUCAUCUUAGCUAUUCAGAACACACCGCCUCCGCCGCAGCGCUCCUGAUAUAUGGUUUUGGAUACAAAUGGGCGGACGGCAGUACUUAUUAGUUUUAUAUCUGUGGCGGGGGCCUUUCUGGUUUGUUUAGUCAGUAAGAUAUGGUUUGAAUUAUGUGCUUAAGAUCAUUUUGUGGAUUGAGUUCAUUUCUGAUAGUAGCCUAUCCAAAAGCGAAACUAAGUAACUGAUAUUAUAAAUAUCUUUCUGUUCCUAUCUUACUACUAUUAACAUUAUAAAUUACAUUAAGUGCUGCCUUUUUAAUUCGUGAUUUAAACCAAAAAUCAAUAAGUUUAAGUCCUUUCUUUAAACAACAUUUAAUUAGUGUACAUAUUUUUUAUCGAAGUCCCUUAAAUUGUAUAAAUUAAGGGCGAACUAUAAUUUUAGCGUAAUCUUAAGACACUUAUGUCUUGACUUGUUGCAAUAUGCUCAAUGUUAUCUAGCGGAUUAUCUUCUGUGGUUAAUUUGUAAUUUAAUGUUUUUUUUAAUUUUAUUUAUUACUUCCCCAUUUGCAGUAAGACCACAGGUAAGACAUAUUUUAUUUCUAAUUAAUUGUUAAGUUAAUAAAUUAAUGAUUUAAUUUCAAAUGUGAUAAUGGCAAGAUGGCUUGUUAAUGCAUAGAAUGAUUAAUAACAGCUAAAAUAAAAUUGUAAUUAUUACAAAAACAUUUCUAAAAUGUACGUAAAACCAAAGGUUUUGCUUUUACCUAUUUUGCUUCUCAAUCUUAGGGGAUUAAAAGGGUACCUUCGAAUAAGUCCAAAUUAUGAUGGAAAAACAAUUGUUUUCCAAUUUUGAAGCAAAGCAGAACCAAUUUAUGGUAGGUACCUAAUCGAAAAAAUUAUCAAAGAUAAGAAUUUAAUGACAAGCUUUAAGGGAGUAAACGCCUAAAAAUGGGGCACUCCUAAAAACGAGCUUGGGAAUGGAUAAUAUUUGGAAUUGUUUCGUAUGUAAGGGGUAACAUCUGAGACUGAAUUGCUAAGGAUAUUUAGAUAAUCAUCGUUUUGAGCGAUACGUUACAAAAUU